This is a messenger RNA of Spirodela intermedia, 4787 nucleotides long. NCBI's taxonomy places the organism in Eukaryota, Viridiplantae, Streptophyta, Magnoliopsida, Alismatales, Araceae. The record is from the annotation of a GenBank genome assembly.
AUGUCGCUCAGGCCAAAUGCGAGGACGGAGGUGCGCCGCAACCGGUACAAGGUGGCGGUGGACGCCGAGGAGGGCCGCCGGAGGAGGGAAGACAACAUGGUGGAGAUCCGGAAGAGCAAGAGGGAGGAGAGCCUCCAGAAGAAGAGGAGGGAGGGCAUGCAGGCCCAGUCGUUCCCCGCCGCUGUCCACGCAUCCGCCACGGAGAAGAAGGUAUGAAUCUGACGUAUUACGUUUUCGAUCUCUCCCUUUGUGGAUGCGACUGGCUAAAGUCAGCGGACUUGGUCUUGAAUCCCCUCAAAAUUUUGUCGUUUUUUACACAUAGGAGCCUCGAUCCGUAUCAAUUUGAUUAUUGUCAUAUUUUUUAUCAUGGUCAUCCUUGUGAUUUAUUAUGACCACUGUCUGAAUCUCAAGCUUGAGAGUCUUCCGGCAAUGGUAGCCGGAGUGUAUUCGGAUGAUACCAGUUUACAGCUCGAGGCCACAACCCAAUUCAGGAAACUUCUCUCGAUAGGUAAAGUUCGACGAUGUUCUUUCUUGCGUAUUCCAUUUCUGGUCUCUACUUGAACAAAUUUUCGUUACCGAUGCUCAGAGAGAAGUCCUCCAAUCGAGGAGGUCAUCCAAUCUGGCGUUGUUCCUCGCUUCGUUGAAUUUCUGACUAGGGAAGAUUUCCCUCAGCUUCAGGUCUGAAACUACAUCUCGGAUCUUGUAAUGAACAUAUGUUUCACGCUAAUUAUUUACAAUGGUGCACAUAACCAUAAUUUUGUAUUUUAUCGAACAGUUCGAGGCAGCUUGGGCUCUUACAAACAUUGCUUCCGGUACUUCAGAGAAUACUAAAGUCGUAAUUGAUCAUGGAGCGGUACCAAUAUUUGUUGGUCUUCUUAAUUCUCAAAGUGACGACGUCCGCGAGCAGGUAUGUCUCUCACAAGCGUGGAGUGCUUGUGAGGACUCUAUUUCUCAUCCAUUCGCGGGAAUACGAUUGUUAUUCACCUUAUGUUCUCAUCCACGUGUCCUUUUAAAUUCAUUUUUCAUAGGCUGUGUGGGCGUUGGGAAAUGUUGCCGGUGAUUCCCCCAGAUGCCGAGACCUUGUUCUGGGUCAGGGCGCAUUGCUACCACUGCUGAAUCAACUAAAUGAGCAUGCGAAGCUUUCUAUGCUGAGAAAUGCAACAUGGACGUUAUCUAACUUCUGCAGAGGCAAGCCACAGCCUUCUUUUGACCAGGUGUGGCUUCUCGUUGUCAAUAUGUAGGGUUUUGGUACUAUAUUUCUGGCCCUGUACAUGUCAGUAAUCUACAUUGGCUUUUCAGACAAAACCUGCCCUUCCUGUGCUUGUUCGGCUCAUUCAUUCGAAUGAUGAGGAAGUUCUGACUGAUGCUUGUUGGGCACUCUCAUACCUUUCUGAUGGAACGAAUGACAAAAUUCAAGCUGUUAUUGAAGCUGGAGUUUGCCCUCGAAUCGUUGAACUCCUUCUGUAUGUAUUGGCACGUGUUUAUUCUGCUAAAUUUGUUAUCAUCGUUGGCCGUAAUCGUUUUAUUUUGAUGUGCCAGUCUUCCCACUGCAUAUACUUAAGUAACUUAAUUUUUUUUUAUUUUUUAUGAUGUUACUAUCUCCAGUCAUCCUUCACCUUCGGUGUUGAUUCCUGCCCUUCGAACAGUUGGCAAUAUUGUUACUGGAAAUGAUUUACAGACACAGGUAUGAUUUGCUAUAUGAAAUUGAUUUUCAUUCUAUUUUUCAUGUUGAAUAUAUGUUCUACUUACAUGGAAGAGCGUAUCCUACUGUCCACAUCUGCAUGGAUACAGUCGAUUUAUCUUUGAAGCUCACUUGUUGCCGUGAAAGAAUGCUUUUGGUCAUUAGGUUCAUUGUUUGAUGUUCUUACAUCAUAAACAUGGCACACUAUAUCAUGUUAACUUACACUUUAAUGGUUAGUGUACUCGGAGGAUGUUUGAAAGGGUUAUGGCAUUUUUUUAGUUUCAGACGCUUGUUCGUUAAAGUUAGAGUCAGGACAGGUUGAGGUGUCGCCAAAUAGCAAUAUUCAUUUACCUGCUUGACGCUCAACCAAUUACCUCAGCGUAUUGUGUUCAAGACUCUUUGACGUUGAAAAGGGGUGAUUUCUCUGGGGUUAUCAUGUGAACAUCCUGUGAGAGAGCUGCAGAGGAUUGAAAUGGAGGUCUCUAUUGGUGAUAUCGUUGGUAUUGCUGUGGUCGAGGUCGAUAGGCUGUUUAUUUCAAGCUAAUUUGGGAUCUGAACACAAAGAAGCUGCCUGCAAUCAAGGUGCAUGAGCCUGACACUAUUUGUUGGUCUGGGCAUUAGGCAGCAAAGCUGUUUACCCUCUAUUGCUUGCAUUAAUCGUGGGUAGUUAGGAGGGUGAAGAAUAACGGUGAGGCCAUUUAAACCUCUUUUAAGGGUAACCUUCUCUCCUGGCAUAUUGCGGUGUAACUUUUUUGGGCAAUGAAGAGAUAUUGAUUGGCAAACGAGGGCAUGGUUGAAGGAGACGAUGGUUUCUGGAUGAUCAUGAAGUUAUUACACUUAUAGGUCUCAUUCCAUGUCUCUGAUGCUGUGUUUGUUAAGGACUAAAAUAAAUGCUCCAAAAUUUGUGAAGAUUGGGAAUGAAUGAAGAACUAGAGAGGAAAAUAAAUUGCAUUUAGAUUGAAUAAAAUAAUUUUCAUGCCAUAGCUUGACACUGGAGGCGUAAAUUGCCUAAUUAAGCUGUUUUGACAGAUUAUCUAGAGUUGUAGGGGGCACUAUUAGAAACUUGUAUAUUAUGUAUGAAGCACCCUGUUAGGUUUGAUUAUGGUUAACAAAUUCUGCUGUAUCCUUUUUCCUGCUUGGAUUGCUCACUCCAUGUUCUCCUUUGUUUUUCUGUUAAAUGAUGUGCAGUAUAUUGGAGUCUUUCUAUUCCUACGUGAUGCCUUGACGUUGACUUUUAAAGUUCAUGAUUUUUUUACUGAAAAAAAGUAGAAUAAAUGCUUUGAUUUCAUCUCCGUGGUUAUACUGUGCAAUAUCUAUGAGAUAUGUGAGGAUUGGGAUUUAGUUCUGUUCUCCGUGGAUAAUGUGGUGUUAGUUAGGUAUCAAUCGUCUAAGUGGGAUGUAAUCAUCUGAAAGUGGCAAUAACACAACGACUGUCCUUGGUAUAGGCCAUCCUCCACCCUUAACCCUUUUGGUCCAGGAUUUCCUGCUGGGAGAGACAUCGACUGGGUCACAGUAAUCAUCCAGUCACAUAGUCUUAAAAUCGGUCUAUUCUGAUCUGGAUUGGAAUCAAUGGUUGCCAGUUCAGUUUCAAACAUGGAGGGUUGUCACCCUUCUGAUACAUUCUGGAAUGACACUCGCCCAGCGCUCAGCCGCUACCUAAUUUGUCUCCUUUUCUCUUCUUUCUCUGCUUAUUUCUCCACCACCCACUCUAACAAAUGUGAGGUUGGAUCUGGAGCAUCCGUCACUGUUGCGCCGUUAUGAGACAAAAUCCUCACCCCCAGAAGUGAACAAGAAAGAACAACAACAACACCGUUUUGAAAUGCUCCAUGACUCCCAUGAGAGUUUUCAUACAAACUGAUGGAAGCUUUUAUAUCUAACUACAUAACCCGGAUUACUUUGCUCGUCCCAUUUGAUGAUAUUUUUAUGAAUAUUUUCCAACUUGGUUUCUGAUUAACUACAAUCUGCUGUGAUAAUACCUUAAGAAGGUAGAUUUUUCGCAAUAUGCUGUCUAAUUUCAUGAUUGAAAAGUCUUAUGGUAUAUUUACGACUUGUCUGAUUCCUGUGCUUCGAGUUGCCAUCUCAGCAUCCUCCACUUAAGAUAGAAGUCCUCCAAGUAUUUAGGAAGCAUUUUUUCAACAGUUUUCCGAUAUCUUGUGAAAAAUUUCUUCAGAUUGCUGUGGCAGGUGCUUCUUGCCGCUAAUUAAAAUAAACCCUUUUUUUCUUUUUCAGUAUAUCAUCGAUAAUCAAGCUCUCCCCUGCCUUCUUAAUCUCUUGACUCACAACCACAAGAAAAGCAUCAAGAAGGAAGCUUGCUGGACGAUUUCGAACAUCACCGCGGGAAACAAGGAGCAGAUACAGGUGCUGUAGAAUCUUUGCCAUAUUCGGAAAAUCCUCUUUUUUUUAUUAAAAAGAAGAGCAUCGAGGCCCAUUCUUGUUUUUUUUUCUUUUUUUUAUUACUUGAUUUGAUUCUGUUCUGGAACCAGGCUGUGAUCAACGCGGAAAUAGUCGGCCCCCUCGUCCAUCUGCUUCAGAUCGCCGAGUUCGAGAUCAAGAAGGAGGCUGCCUGGGCCAUCUCCAACGCCACCUCUGGGGGAACCCACGAACAGAUAAAGUACCUCCAGUCCACGUGUUGACCAGCCCCAGCAAACCCCCCCCCCCCCCCGGGCCCCCUAUAUGACGUCAUUUUAUUUACUUCCUCACCCCCGUUGACCGCAGGUUCCUGGUCAGCCAGGGCUGCAUCAAGCCGCUGUGCGACCUCCUCAUCUGCCCUGACCCGCGGAUAGUCACCGUCUGCCUGGAGGGCCUCGAGAACAUCCUCAAGAUCGGCGAGGCGGAGAAGAACCUAGGCAAGACGGAGGGAGUCAACGUCUACGCCCAGUUGAUCGACGAUGCUGAAGGGCUGGAGAAGAUCGAGAACCUCCAGAGCCACGACAACACCGAGAUCUACGAGAAGGCCGUCAAGAUCCUCGAGACCUACUGGCUGGAGGACGAGGACGACGCCAUGCCCACCAACGACGGCGGCGCCGGUGUCGGCGCCGCCCAGCCCGGCUUCGGCUUCGGCAGCAGCGAGGUCCCCGUGCCCUCCGGCGGUUUCAAAUUCGGCUGA